Messenger RNA from Maniola jurtina (meadow brown), 3636 nucleotides. It is a transcript of the gene Snx1, whose product is annotated as sorting nexin-2. Gene Ontology annotation, cellular component: endosome; endosome membrane. Gene Ontology annotation, biological process: early endosome to Golgi transport. The coding region runs from base 173 to 1576 and encodes 467 amino acids. Gene Ontology annotation, molecular function: phosphatidylinositol binding. The record is from RefSeq and is a predicted model, not a curated record. Lineage: Eukaryota; Metazoa; Arthropoda; Insecta; Lepidoptera; Nymphalidae. The transcript has 10 exons.
UUGUCCAUCUUUCUUGAUCUGUCAUUUGUGUUGAAAAUUGAAAUGCUAAUGAAAUGAAAUGUCAUUUGUCAUCAUCGUAAAUCAUUUCGGUAAAGAUAGCUCGCUGUUUUCAGGAAAGUGGCAUUAAUACUUUUAACUGCUUGCUGUAGAAACUCAAAUAACACAAUAUACAAUGUCGGAGGAGGUCGAUGCACCGUUCAGCACCGUAGAGAUCAACAAUGAAGGCAGGGAGGAGGAAGAUCUCUUCGCUUCAGCGGUCCAGGAAGUCAGCCUUGAUCCUGAAGUGAAUGGUGGACAAGAAGAUAUGGAAAAGUCCAAUAUGGGAGACAUAUCUAUAUCUUCCCCAGCUACUAUCGGCAGUCCAAUAAUGGAAGAGAUAGCCACUGAGCGCGCGAACAACAUAAUCAUAACCGUCACCGAGCCACAAAAGAUCGGAGAGGGCAUGAGUUCAUACGUCGCAUAUAGGGUGAUAACUAAAACCAACAUGCCUAUAUUCAGUAGGCACGACUUUGCCGUACUUAGACGUUUCUCCGAUUUCCUAGGUCUUCAUGAAAAGUUAACUGAAAAAUAUCUGCGAUCGGGCAGAAUUAUUCCCCCUGCGCCCGAAAAAAGUAUUGUUGGAACAACUAAGUUAAAAAUGACUUCAACACCCUCUACGGAAAGUGCAAAUGGCACUAACUCGUCCGCAAGUGUCCAGUCGCUGUUUGUAGAACGUCGCCGCGCGGCGCUCGAGCGAUUCCUCAACCGCGUCGCUCAACACCCUGUGUUGUGUAUCGACCCGGAUUUCAGAGAAUUUUUAGAAUCUGAUACUGAAUUACCAAAAGCGACAAGUACCUCGGCAUUAAGUGGUGCGGGAAUGUUGCGUUUAUUCAACAAAGUGGGAGAAACUGUCAACAAAAUCACAUAUAGAAUGGAUGAAUCAGACCCAUGGUUUGAAGAACGCUGUGCGCGCAUAGAGUCACUAGAAAAUGGUCUUCGUCGCUUAUGCGGGGCUUGCGAGGCGUUAGCGACGGAAAGGCGCGAGCUCGCAACGCGCGCGCAUGAUGCGGCCCGCUCUAUCGCCGCGGCGGCUGCGGCCGACCCGCACGCGCCGCUGUCGCGCGCUCUGUCGCACCUAUCCGAUCUGCACGAGAAGAUUGAACACUUAAGAAAUGAACAAGCCAACACCGACUUUUACGUCCUGACUGAACAUAUCAAAGACUACCUUGGGCUUAUCGGCGCUAUCAAAGAUGUUUUCCAUGAAAGAGUUAAGGUAUUCCAGAACUGGCAACACGCACAAAUGCAGCUGACGAAGCGGAGAGAGAACAAAGCCAAAGCCGACCUCGCCAACCGUCCAGAGAAGAUUGCUCAAGCCUCCACUGAAAUUAUUGAGUGGGAGGCAAAAGUAGAACGCGGCCAACAAGAGUUUGACUCGAUCUCUCGAGUCAUCAAGAAGGAGUUAGAGAGGUGGGAGGAAGUGAGGCUGAGCGAGUUGCGAGCCACCUUGCUGCGCUACCUCGAGGAGCAUAUGAAGCACCAAGCGCAGGCGAUUCGAUACUGGGACGCCUUCCUGCCGGAGCCUCGCGCGAUCAAAUGAGUGCGGCGCCCACGCCGACCGCGGGCCUGCCUCUAAACACUACUACGCCAAAACACACCUUAGCAUCUACUGUUAAGCGUCAUUUUACCCUGCACCCUUGAAGGUAGAUUGAAGUAUUAGGCAUAAUGAAUAGAAAUUAGAUAAAAAUAAUUAUAUAAAAUUAAUAAAUCCAAAGGGAUGAAUAAAAUUAUAACCAGAGUUCAAUAAAUUUCAAGAUUCACAUGAAAAAGAUAUCCUUUCUUACACCUUUGGAAACUUUGAUGGUUUCACCUUCUGUAGUUAUAAUUUCGAAACUAAUGAAGAGAGAAUAAGAUAAUCACUGAUCUCUUACACACUGGACUUGUGAUUGCCGACCAGAGUGUUUGAAAGAUUUUAGUGCUGAUAGCAGCAGUGAGCUUACUCGGAAUUAAAUUUUAGUGAUGAGACAUACAUAUUACGUCUACAUAGUGUCAAUACGAAGACAAUUUGAUACAAAGGGGCUUUUUUUAAUUCCCGGUACGCUUGUUGGGCUUGAAUCGGUACAAAAAAUACCGCAAUUUCGUAAGGAACAAUAUCUCUAGUGUACUUGUAUUGUCCAUUUCAGUGAUUUUAAUACUAUCACUACUAGUCACAGUAAAAUUGACCUUAAUCUCCUUGUUUUAAAGUCGUGAAUCUGUACUACAGAUUUUGAUUUUACUGAGCUUUCACUAGGAAUUUAGUUUUGAAUGCCAAAAUGAAACCUUAAUCUGCCUUGAAUGGGUAUAAUUAUGACGCUAGUAAAUGGAUUGACGCAUUCAUUUGUUGCAGUCGUUUUUAAUCUAUACGUUAAGAUUUAUCGGUAGCGCAUAAUAAUAGGCGGGUCGCAUCGCAAUACAUUGCAUUUUUUUUUUUUUUCAUAAAAAAAAACAGCUCAAUUUGACCUUUUGCCCUCGAUUUUCUCGCUUCUAGCUUGACCAAUUGAAAUGCGGGUUUUAUCGUUUCCAACUACUUAUUUGCAAAAUUUUUAUAUUUAGAUCUUGUAAGUAUCUGUCUAUGGACGGGCAUAACUCUGUUCACAGACAAUAUACAAUAAAGUUAUGUCCUUCAAUAAAAAAAUGUUUAUUUUAAUAUUUUUUAAUACCUACUUGAUAGUGUUCUGCUUAUUAAAAAACGGGCUAAAUACUGAAUACUGUCCUUUCGACAAGACGGCUGGUGUUUUAUCUAUUAUUUCGUUUGUACCAUUCUAUAUCCCAGAGUUAAAUAUUCAUUCAUUUAUUUAUUGGGCUAUUGCGAUGCGGUCCGUGUUGGUGUAUGCUAGCCAUUAAGAUAAGAUAAUAAUUAAUAUAUUAUUUUUGCUAAAAUGUUUAGUUUCUCACCUUCAGCUAUGAUUAUUUGGGACUUCGUAUGCAUUUGUAUUUGAAAAUGAUCUCUAAGGAUGAUUUGUAAAUAAGAGAUGAUAAUAAUAUGGUAUCAAAACUCAUGUAAAACUUAACCAGAAAAAAAUACCACAAGAAAGACGCACACAAACUUAAAUUAUUUGAUUAUGAUACUUAAUAUGAAAGUAAUUCGAGCGACAUCGUUUUUAGCUUUAUUAUCAUAGACAAAAAAGUUAAUUCGGACCAGCUCAAGCUAUUAUCACGUCAAUAGAUACGCAGAGGCUAACGAAUUUUUCAGUAUGUUUUGACAUACUGAAAAAUUCGUAACCCAUUUGUGGGUUGAUUACGGUACGUGCUGUAAUGUGCAUAUCGCCGUAGUUUGACAGCAACUGUGCGACUAUCGAGACCACCUCUGAUUAGCUUACACUCUCACAUUAUUGGCUACAAUGCACUGCUGCAGCCAGAAUAGUGUAAAUUCGGCCAAUCACUACAAUUGUUACUAGAGCAACGUUAUAAUCACAAGAUUUGAGGGGCUACUUACCUACAUAUUGAAGCAGUGUGCGUCUUUUCGUAAUAUAAAAAUGUAUCUAUAGGCUGUGUCUUCAAUAAAUAAUAGAGUAAUCUAUUUGUUUUAACAAGUCUGAUUCAUUUUUUUGUCCAAUACUUUUUUUUCAUUGUCCCUAUAUGAUUAUUAAACAUUUGUUAUAUUAUGUAUAAGUAUAAUAU